UCUAUUUCGUGAUUUCCGCGGGCAGCGCAGUUGUCAGGCAGCCUGCUGUCCCGUGCAUGUAUCCGCAGUCGUGCGUUGGGGCAGGAGUUGCAACUUGCUCAAAACGAGAAGGAUCGGCCAAUAUAUUCAUCCUGGCGGUAUAAAAGACUGGUUUGCGGCUCGCCAGGUUUCCAACGAACCACCAUAAUCUACCAAAACGACCUGCGUGUUAAAUUUUGACGAUCACCAAACCGUAUCGACAUGAAAUACUUUAAUCCUCUGAUCCUCUUCUCGACUCUCGCCCUUGCCCCAUCUGCAUUGGCGGGUCCUUUUACCUACGGAGUUUGUCAAACAGGGUGUAACGUCGUGGCCGUAGCAUGCUACGCCGCAGCCGGAUUUACGUUCGGUACCGUGGCAGCUGUGGGGGCCCCUUCGGCCAUUGUCGCAUGCAACAGUGCCCUCGGAACCUGCUCUGCGGGUUGUGCAGCACUUCUCAUCGCUCCCGCUCCCUGAAUCGUAUCCCGACCAUCUGAUGGAACAUGGAGGACACAUGUCUGUUGGAGCCGAUAUGUACUUCCCAUCCUGUCCACAACUCACUGUAUCUUCGGC
This is a messenger RNA of Cantharellus anzutake, 588 nucleotides long. RefSeq lists its product as uncharacterized. The coding region runs from base 241 to 492 and encodes 83 amino acids. The transcript is spliced from 2 exons. The record is from RefSeq and is a predicted model, not a curated record. Lineage: Eukaryota; Fungi; Basidiomycota; Agaricomycetes; Cantharellales; Hydnaceae.